AUGGCUGCUGCUGCUCGGACACUUCGAAUUGGUCUCAUCCCCGGAGACGGCAUCGGACGGGAGGUCAUCCCGGCUGGCCGUCGGAUUCUGGAGUCUCUGCCCUCCUCCUUGAACCUCAACUUCAGCUUCGUCAACCUCGAUGCUGGAUUUGAGACCUUCCAGAAGACUGGCACCGCCCUGCCCGACAAGACUGUCGAGACCCUGAAGAAGGAGUGCGAUGGUGCCCUCUUCGGUGCUGUCAGCUCCCCGAGCACCAAGGUUGCCGGCUACUCCUCUCCCAUCGUUGCUCUCCGCAAGAAGCUCGAUCUGUACGCCAACGUGCGUCCCGUCAAGACCACCGCCGGUAGCAGCAACGGCAAGCCGAUCGACAUGGUCAUUGUCCGCGAAAACACCGAGGACCUGUACGUGAAGGAGGAGCGCACCGUGGAGGGCCCCAACGGCAAGGUCGCUGAGGCGAUCAAGCGCAUCUCUGAGCGUGCCUCGAUGCGCAUCUCUACCAUUGCUGGUGAGAUCGCUCUGCGCCGCCAGAAGAUCCGCUCCGCUACCCCUGGCACCUCGGCUCACAGCCAGCCCAUGGUCACCAUCACCCACAAGUCGAACGUGCUGUCGCAGACCGACGGUCUGUUCCGCGAGACUGCGCAAAGGGCCCUUGCCGCCGAGAAGUUCUCGUCUAUCCACGUCGAGGAGCAGAUCGUCGACUCCAUGGUUUACAAGCUCUUCCGCCAGCCCGAGUACUACGAUGUCAUCGUCGCCCCCAACCUGUACGGUGACAUUCUGUCCGACGGGGCCGCUGCUCUGGUCGGCAGUCUGGGUCUGGUCCCUAGCGCCAACGUCGGUGACGGCUUCGCCAUUGGUGAGCCCUGCCACGGCUCUGCCCCCGACAUUGAGGGCAAGGGCAUUGCCAACCCCAUCGCUACCCUGCGCUCCGUUGCUCUUAUGCUCGAGUUCCUCGGCGAGGAGAACGCCGCUGCUAAGAUCUAUACUGCUGUCGAUGCCAACUUGGAUGAGGCCAAGUUCCUCUCCCCCGACAUGGGCGGAAAGGCCACCACUCAGGAGGUUCUGGAGGAUGUCCUCAAGAGACUGUGA
Penicillium canariense is the source of this 1086-nucleotide messenger RNA. It is a transcript of the gene lysB, whose product is annotated as homoisocitrate dehydrogenase lysB. The record is from RefSeq and is a predicted model, not a curated record. Gene Ontology annotation, molecular function: NAD binding; magnesium ion binding; isocitrate dehydrogenase (NAD+) activity. Gene Ontology annotation, biological process: tricarboxylic acid cycle; isocitrate metabolic process. Lineage: Eukaryota; Fungi; Ascomycota; Eurotiomycetes; Eurotiales; Aspergillaceae. The transcript is spliced from 4 exons. Bases 1 to 1086 code for a protein of 361 amino acids. Gene Ontology annotation, cellular component: mitochondrion.